AAACAUUUCUUUCAACCCAGGUCAACCGCCUUGUCCGGCUUUGAGCACGUUAUUUUUCACGUUUGAUCUUUCAGCUCGAGAUAUUGACAGGAAAUCCUCGUUGUUUUUUUCAAACCCGCCUUGGGCGGCUUGUUACCAUUAAUGCAUCUCUACAAAUAAUUUCAGCUUGCGGCCGAACGCGAUCUUCACAACCAUGGCUACCACGAUUCAACAAACACCAGCGCGACCUGUUCCUGGUGUGUGGCCUCAGACUCCGGUUACACGGCCUGCGAUACCUGCGCCUUCGUUCCAAUCGCCCGGGACGCCUUUCUCCCGCCCUUCCCUUACACCUCAUGGCACUUCCACUGCCCUCGCGACCACGAGAUCCUCCGAUACUCCAGCUCAAAGCUCAAUACGGCAGCCCGAAUCUCUCGAACCCCUAGAAAGAGCGGCGCGCACGAUCAAUGAAGCCUUCACGAACGAGUCGCGGUUUCCAGAGGUGGACGGCUAUUUAUCUCAGGGUUAUUCUGCAGACUAUGACAUACAAUCUUCGACAUCAUGGGCGCCUUUCCAGAAAGCUGGUGUAUACAAAAUUCCCGACGAGAUCUUUGAGCAGUACAACAAUGCGCAGCUAUCCACCAGUAUGGGCCUUUUUGCAGAAUUGAGGCAUGCUUGGACAACUAUUGACAAUGCAUUGUACAUGUGGGAUUAUACCUCGCCAAAGCCCGAGCUGCUGGGGUUUGAAGGUCAGCCACAUAGUAUACUCACCGUCAAGCUGGCAGUGCCUCGCCCUGGUGUCUUUCUGCCCCAUAUUACCCAUGUCAUUGUUUUGGCCACGACUUCCGAUAUUCUGCUACUGGGGCUGGGAACCGAUCCAAGCCCUGGCGCAUCUGCCGGACUAUCCCUCUUCCAGACGGGUAUGUCGACUUCAGUGAAAGGUCUGGACAUCAGCGUUAUCGCCUGCUCAACGAAAACGGGAAGAAUCUUCUUUGGCGGGCGAUCAGAGAAUGAGCUUUAUGAACUCCUCUACCAACAAGAAGAUCGAUGGUUUUCCAGCCGCUGUUCGAAGAUCUGUCACACUAGUGGCGUGACAAAGUCUUUAACGUGGACCUGGGAUUCUUUGAGAGGAACGUCCAAGGAGUAUGUGGCGCAGAUCGUGGUUGACGACAGUCGAGACAUGUUGUACACACUAUCUUCCACCUCGAAUAUCCGUGCGUUUCAUGUGGAAUCCGACGGUACCUUGCGAAAAGUGAUCGACAAACCUGUUGAUCAGAUUUAUGCCAACAUAGGUCACAUCGUCAAUCAGAACGAGUCCUUGAAUCCACGCAUUCCCAUCGUGGCCAUCUCAGCCAUACCUGCAUCCGAGGCAUCGAGAUAUCACCUAGUGGCCACCACAGCCACGGGGUACCGAAUAUAUCUUAGUGCGACCAGCUCCAGUUACUGGUCGUCAACAAGAUCGAGUGGGAACAUCACCAUGCAGGCUCAGCAUGUGAAAACUCCGCCUGUAACCACUGCCCCAGGUCCAUCAUCGGCUUCUGUAGGCUCAGAUCCAUCAAACAAUGUUCAUCAGCCUAUCAAGACUCUUACGAUGACCAGACUUGCGGCAAGAUAUUCACCCGGCUACUUCUUUUGUUUCGUUGCCAGGGACGCCAAUGCUCAGACAGAUCAAUUAUUUGUCUCCGCGCCGGACGCUGGCAGGUUGAUAAGGCCUCCUGAAGCCGGCCAACCCAGUCGGACGGCUGAAUCCGCCAUCUGGCUGUCAUUAGGCAGCCGCGCCGAGGACGUUGGGCUCGUUGUACCAUAUUCACCCCCCGUCGCUAAUUCCGUCGGCUAUGGGAAUGACUUGGCUGUCCAGUUCGACAAACCUACACCAGAGAUAGCCAUCCUGACCAACACCGGGGUCCACAUCAUCAAACGGCGGAGACUAGUGGAUAUAUUUGCUGCUGUCAGUCGUCAAGGUGGCUCUGAAGGUUUUCAGAAUGAGGUCAACAAUUUGAUUCGAGCGUACGGAAGGACGGAAACUCUGGCAACAGCGCUUGCAGUGGCUUGCGGUCAAGGCGUUGAAGUGACCAAGGACACAUACUCGGCACGGGUUAAUGACCCUGAAGUGCUUGAGUCGGCGCGGAAAACGUUCAUCGAAUAUGGCGGCAAGCCCAGCAUCAACCAAAACUCGAUUACCGACAAGUCUGUCCCUCUCAUCGACGCCGUACGGCCUUCACCCCGACAUGCAGCCAUCGCUCUGUAUCUCUCGCGGAUAUUGAGAUCGACCUGGAAAAAUGUGAUUGCGGCUGAGACCGUGACUCCUGCGGGAUACCAGAUCAAUCCUGCUGUGCCUGUGAAGAAGUUGAGAGACGUGCAAGAAGCUCUGUCUGCGCUUCAACGAUUCUUCAAAACCAACAAGAGCUUCAUCAAGGGGCUGAGUGGCCCAGAUGACCUAUCAAGUACCAGUACAAAAGACGACGAAAUUGCGCUGAAGGGAGAACACCGUGCUCUGCACUCCCUCGUCAAGUUCACCUCCGAUACCAUUGAAGGGCUAUCUUUCAUUCUAGUCCUUUUUGAUGAGAAGGUUGCUGAAUUAAUUCCACUUCUUCCAGAAGCAUCCAGACCGCAAAUGCUGAAGUUGACUUUCGAGGAGCUUUUCACGACGAAGAAAGGUUAUGAUCUUGCAAAGGAACUGGUCAAGGCUAUUGUUAACCGCAAUAUUGCCAAGGGAUCCAAUGUUGAGACGAUAGCUGAAGCUCUGAGAAGAAAAUGCGGCAGCUUCUGUAGCGCAGAUGAUGUCGUGAUUUUCAAGGCGCAGGAGCAGCUUAAGAGGGCCGCCGAGGCAGGGGGCAAUGCUGAGCUCUCACGAAAUUUGCUAAACGAAAGCUUGAAGCUUUUUGAGCAGGUUGCUCAUAGCCUUCCAAUGGAUUAUCUACAAUCAGCGACCCAACAGUACACGAAUCUCCAAUUCUUUGCUGGAGCGAUACAAUUGGCGCUACGAGUCGCGCACGAGAAGGACAAGGCCAACGAGGCGCUAUCCUGGAUGGCCGAGGGCCGCCCGGAGUCGGAUGGUCGAAAGGCCAAGUUCGAUAUGAGGACACAGUGUUACGACCUCAUCCACGAUGUUGUCAGUGCCGUUGACAGAAGCAUCGAGCAAGGGCCUAGCUUCGUUGACGGAAGGCCCACCCUCGCUGCCACCAGAAGGAAUGAAGCCUACGAUGUGAUCAGCAGAUCGAAAGAUGAAGCGUUCUUGACCAAUCUCUACGAUUGGUAUAUCCAACAAGGAUGGUACGACCGACUUCUAGCAACCGAAUCGGCAUUUAUCGUCACUUAUUUGCAACGAAAAUCCUCCGAAGACAUCACGUACGCAGAUUUGCUGUGGAAGUACUACGGACAGACCAACCAAUUCUCAGAUGCCGCUAAGAUACAAUUGCAGCUUGCACGCAGUCCAUUUCCACUUACUCUUGAGAAGAGGAUUGAAUAUUUGAGCAGAGCUAAAGCCAACGCUUCGACAUACACCCCAGGAGGCAACCGCAAAAUGAAGCAGCAGCUGUUGUUGGAGAUCUCCGAACUUCUUGAUGUCGCCAUCAUCCAGGACGAAAUCCUGCAGCGGUUGAUUGACGAUACUCGACUGACCGGAGAUCGAAGGAAGGACGUCCUCGAUCGUGUCAAUGGCGCCAUUCUUGACAUCACUAGCCUGUUCAACGAUUUCGCCGAUAACGCCGCCUACUAUGACCUUUGCCUUCUGAUCUACCAGGUUGCAGACCACCGAGACGCGUCACAAAUCAAACAGACAUGGCAGCAAUUAUUGCAAUCUGUGCACGACAAGACGCUUGAUGAGGGACAGAUCCAGCCCUUCGAAGCUAUUGCCGAACAGGUCCGAAGCCUUGGUAGCAAACUUCGAGUGUCCGAGACGACUUUCCCAAUUCAAGCACUGCUGCCUAUCCUUGAGAAGUAUUCCUUUGAAAAUCAGCGAAACGUUGCACCGCCUCAUUGGGUCGUGGACAUUUUCCUGGACCUGGAGAUCCCGUACGAGCGGCUCUUUGAGGUUUUGGAGACGAUGUUCUUCACCGGAGACCCACCGUUCAUGGGUACAAACCGCAAAUACAUCGCCUCGGAACUGGUUUAUGUUGUCGGCAAAUGGUUCCAUGACUCUCUGAGAGCUGGUACUGUCAUCUUUGGCAGUGAAGCUGGAGCCGCGCGAGUCGAAGAGACUUUGCAAGUGUUUUUGCAACAAGGGAAAGCCGCGGGUGUUGACGAGGAGACGACUCAAGUCUGCCGCGCCGUGAUAGAGCAAAUUGGUCAGCUGUUGGCCUGAAGCAAGAGUACGGGCACAGUCCAGGGAUGCAUUGUGGUUCCGCUUGGAGACUUGCACUGUACCAUCAGUAGUGAUUCACGUUUAUGUUGGUUGAGACAAAUGGAAAAGCGGAAGAUCUGUGUCGACAGGGUGAAAUAUAUAUCAGUCAUCCUGGCUUGAUCGUCUUUGGAAAUGGAAAAGCUGUUGUGGGCAACUGAAUUGCAUUAGUGCCAGGUAGCCAGACUGAUGCUUGAGAAUCAAUGACAACGAGGAAGGGACCUGCAAAUGUCUUUUCCAUCGGAG
Molecule: messenger RNA, 4561 nt
Organism: Exophiala xenobiotica
Lineage: Eukaryota; Fungi; Ascomycota; Eurotiomycetes; Chaetothyriales; Herpotrichiellaceae
Exons: 1
Coding region: 194-4279 (1361 amino acids)
Biological process (GO): protein localization to nuclear inner membrane; RNA export from nucleus; transcription-dependent tethering of RNA polymerase II gene DNA at nuclear periphery
Cellular component (GO): nuclear pore; nuclear pore inner ring
Molecular function (GO): structural constituent of nuclear pore
Source: RefSeq, a predicted model, not a curated record